Striga asiatica is the source of this 1600-nucleotide messenger RNA. NCBI's taxonomy places the organism in Eukaryota, Viridiplantae, Streptophyta, Magnoliopsida, Lamiales, Orobanchaceae. The record is from the annotation of a GenBank genome assembly.
GGGGCCAAAAAUGAGAUUUUCCAUAAAUUAAUUAUCGUCCUCCAAAGGCAAAUCACAGUGAGGCCACUGAAGUGCUGUGCAGCUUAACGCGGCACAUCUCAGCAAAAUACACACCGAACACGCAGUGAGCGUGAAAAUGGCGACGGUGAAGAAAAUGCUCGAGAGAGUCCUCUCGCCGCGGCGGCCGCCGCACGCCAGCGAGGACGUCGGGAAAGCGGAGGACAAUGGAGGCAACGAAGCAGGGGACGAGUCCAAGACGCGAAAGCACAUGCCAGCUGCCGUGUGGAUCGCCAAUUAUCUGACUCGAAACGGAUACCUGUGGCCCAUUAUUCUGAUCGGGCUAAUUGUCGUUGCCAUAUUGUCCGCGAUUAUCCACUCGCGAGAUUUGGUCUGCAUCUCGGCCUCAUCCGCUGAUCACAUAUCGCGGUUGAAGUUCUUCGGAUUUGAUGGUUUGGAGUCGGAUUUUGGAUCCCUCGGUGUGCCCUGGUGCAGAUCGAAACACGGUAAGAAUGUGGAAUGGACAUCCAAGGAUUUGCUCAGAGGUCUUGAGGAGUUUGUGCCAAUCUACGAGACCCGGCCCAUUCAGAACAACAUGUAUGGGAUGGGCUUCGACCACAGUUUCGGGCUUUGGUUUAUCACAAAGUGGUUGCAACCAGACUUGAUGAUUGAGAGUGGUGCCUUUAAAGGACACUCUACAUGGGUUUUGAGGCAAGCAAUGCCCGAUAAACACAUCGUCUCACUUUCGCCACGUCAUCCAGAGAAAUACUUGAAGAAGGGUCCUGCUUAUGUUGAUUCGAACUGCACGUAUUUUGCUGGAAAAGAUUUUGUGGAUUUUGGUAGCAUGGAAUGGGGAAGGUUGAUGAGGAAGCACGGGAUUAAAGACCGAAGUCGGGUUCUUGUCUUCUUUGAUGACCACCAAAAUGAACUAAAAAGAAGAUUAAAGCAAGCACUGAAAGCUGGUUUCAAGCAUCUAGUUUUUGAGGAUAAUUAUGAUACUGGAACUGACAGCGACGAGGCCAGGAUAAGACACAGACGAAAGAAAUUCUGGGAAAAAGCUGUCGACAUAAACGAGCUGUGUGGGCCCGGAGAAGAAUGGUGGGGCGUGAGAGGGUACAUGCGGGACGAUUUUAACCACAGCAACAAACCAAUAUCUUACAAUGAACAUUUUCAGAACAGCAGAUUUGUCGAGUCAGUUCUCCAUGUGUACUGGGAGUUGCCGCCAGUUGCGGGCCCAUCUCUCACACAUCAGACAAGAUAUGACCCGGCCCGCACCCCUAGCCCGAUUGUGGAAGAUGGUAAGUACGGUUUAUUUCGAAGGCUUGGGUUAUUACAGUUUGAUCCUUCUGUAUUUAACGGGUAUACGCAGAUGGUGUAUCUUCAGGUGUCUAAACCGGUAACAUGAUAUUUUCUGCCUUGAGUUUUUGUUACCUUUCUACAGCUCUGUGUAAACUUUGGAUAUGUUUAUAUAUGAAUGUGUUUUGAAGUGGUUGUAGGAUUUUUACUUGUUUUUCUGGUGUUCUUGCUUUGUACUUUUUUGGUAUGGAAAGCGAAAGACAGUUUUUGUUAUUCUCUGCUGCUGCUUUUGCUGUUUUUGUUUGGC